UUUAUGAUUUAUUUUACAGCAAACCUGCCCUAAUUAAGGGGGAGGGGCAAUUUGUAAGGUCCCACAUCUCUUUCCCAGGCCUGUACUUGUUUUCUCCAAAAACUGAAGCGCACCUACUUCUUACCUGCCCUUACACCAGUGCCCCAAUUCCUGCCAGCUGAUGUAGACUGUAUAUAUAUAUAUAUAUAUAUAUAUAUAUAUAUAUAUAUAUAUAUAUAUAUAUUUUAUAGAUAGAAAGAAAUGCCUGCUAUACAUGGCUAUAUUGAUUUUCAGAGAGCAUUGGAUUUCUUUGAUGGCUACAAAUUCUGGCAGAUGAGAGUUGUAGUUCAUAAACACCAGACAAUUACAUGAUGCUCAUAUAGUAUAUAGUUUGACUUAAGAACUUAUGGUUUAGUAAAUAAAAUAACUGUUGUCAUAGAAGAGACGUAUAAAUUGGUUUGUAUGUUAAACCCCCUUUAUUAAAGGUUCAAGUUUACUGAUUUUCACAACCAAAUAAAACACACAUAUUGUCAUUGAGUGAUUAGUGAAGAAUAAAAGAGAUAGAUGACUGACAGUAGCACAAGGUAUCAGGAUAAAACACAAGUGAGCAUUCCCAUAGGGGAGAUUUACAAUUAAGAUCACCAUGGAAUGAGUUUAUUCUAGUUAUAAGCUUGCGGGAAGACACUUUCUUCCCAUUAAGGAAGUUUAUUUAAACACAGGGUGUCCAAUUCAGUGUACAGAACACAAGCCAUCAAAAUAACUCCUGCCCUGAGUGAUAUCUUCAUACAUUUAGUGAGCUACAGAAAUAUAUCGGGGGACUGCUCUCUGUUUAGCAACACCUUUACUGGAGCUUACAUCUCCUACUAUUAUGAAAUUGAAGAUUGUUCCCAUAUUUCUUUGGUCUUUUCUUUUGGUAAUUCCUGGUGGGUGGUGAAUUGUGCAUUACAGACAAAAUCUGCCAGUUUUUUUAAUGCCCAACAUCAGCCAGACAGAAAAUGAGGGAGAUUCUUGACGCGUGGGGGAGAAAGGGGUUUCCCGAUAGGGGCAUAUGGGAAGAAAGGGUGACCCAGACAUUUAAACGUGGCAGACCAGGCUUUCUUUGGGAUUAAAAGAGUAUCCGGUAACCUGCCUUCAUUGUCGAUAUUUUGGUAGGGAUAGUUGCUUAAACCUCCCAUGUUUAGCUAUGUUGGAAUUGUAUGAGUUGGGGCAAUAUAAUAUAACAACUUCAUUCCAAUAUGCAAUUUGGUGAAGAGGGUUUCUAUUGAGAAAGAUAAAAAUGACCUCUUAUCCCCAUACCAGCACUGACAAUGUUUAUUUCCCAUUACAGGAGUCUCAAGAUGGGUGUCCGGAAUUCCUGCAUUCGUGCUACCAAUCCGGACAAUCAUGAGGUUUUGUCUCCAAAACUUUGUGAUAUGCAGCCAAGGUUACAUCUAUUGGCCAAUAAAGAGCAGGUAAUGGGAGAAAUAAAGAAGGAGAUGCGCAUUGCAGCGGGCGCUGAAAAGCUCUACAGAGUGACCUCAGACAAGGAGACCUUAGUCCGUCUGAGGAAGUUUAUGAAGGAGUCGGGGAAAAAGCUGAAAAUUCUUUAUGCCACCCUUCAAAACCUGAAUGUGGCAAUUGCACAGAAGGACCCUGAGAUUCACCCAGGUUCUCCCCAUGACCCACCAACAAAUGCCCCAGAGGAUUCCUGUGUUAGGGAUGAGUCACCAGCAGUUGCCUUGACACCGGAAGAACCAGCCACCACAAGUGAGAGGGACACCACGGCACAAGAUCCAGCACCAGCACUGCCACUGGCUGUCACUGAGGGCAGUGAGAUGUCUGCGGAUGAAGUGAACAUCGGCUCAACUCAUCCAGAAAACACAGCAGAAGACUUUCCACCGGCUGUGACGACGGAACCAGAAGUUUUGCAUUUGACCAACUGCACUCUGCAAGACUUCACCCAACGAGGUUUCCUAGGCGAGGGCGGAUUUGGGAAGGUUCUCCAUGUGCAACACACGGCAUCAAAAAGAUCGUAUGCCCUGAAGAUCCUAAAAAAACAGAAGAUCACCACCUUAAGGGAUGUUGAAAGGAUUUUGGUCGAGAAACGGGUCGCUCUCACAGCAGCUGUCCACCCCUUCACCGUGGAUCUACAUGCCACCUUCCAGUCAGACCACCAUCUCUUCUUCCUCAUGGAGUAUGUCGCUGGAGGCUGCUUAAGGACUCUCCUGGAGAGGGAACGUAAAUUUGGACAACGGAGGACUACGUUCUAUGCUGCGUGCACAGUGCUGGCCAUCUCCUAUUUGCACGAAAAUGGUAUCAUACACCGAGAUCUCAAGCCGGAAAACCUGCUCUUAGACAGCAACGGGUACAUCAAACUGGCUGAUUUCGGACUAUGCAAAGACGGAAUUGGCUAUGGGGACAGAACACGCAGCCUGACUGGAACCUAUGACUACAUGGCUCCCGAAGUCCUCUCCAGGCUGCCGUAUUCAAGAUCUGCAGAUUGGUGGUCUCUGGGCAUCGUGAUCUUCGAGAUGCUAGUCGGGGACCUACCAUGGAUGAGACCAUCUAUUGGCGUCGUCUGCCCAAAGUUCCUGGCUGAGGAUGCAGCUAUUUUAAUAUCAGGGCUUUUACAGUUGGACCCAUGGAUGCGGCUGGGCUCCAGCGAGGAAGAUGCAGGUGAACUAAUGUUUCAUCAUUUCUUUCGAGGCAUUGACUGGCUGGCUUUGGUACAGAGAAAAUUGCAGCCCCCAUUCAUACCGGAGGAUGUUGGACUUUCCGACGAUGGACCCUGUUAUGAACAUCUACUUCUAACACCUCCCUCCGAGGGUUCCUUGGCAAUAAGAAAAGAGAUCGCCGAUGCCUUUGGGAGCUUCGAUUAUUCCGCAAUAUAGAGCUGCGUGAUCAUCCUGCAACGCAAAAAUCAUUGCCAUCACCCGCGUUGACAGAAGAUUGGGGACACAUGAAAAACGGCACAUCAGGUCAUCUUGCUUUCUGUUUCUCUUCCAUCCAGAGCAAUUAGCGGUACCCCUCCUCCUUCCACCAUAGCUCCACCAGCGGUGCCCUAUCUCCUUCUACCGUAGCUCCACCGGCGGUGCCCUCCCUUCCUACUAAAAUAUAGCAUCAUAAACAGGAGCGCACUUAAGCCACUCGGUAAACCCUGCAUUCCUUUUCACUCCAUCCCCCAAGUGUGCAGAAGCCGGGUCUGCAGGCUGCUGGGGCUCCAAUGGAAUGAAACGGAAUGCAGCAUUCACCGAGCUGCUUAACGGUGCUCAUGUUUAAGCUGCCAUAUUGCUUACCGUAAUUCCACCUGCGGUGCCUCCCUUUCCACCUAAAAUAUGGUUUCAUGGGCAGAUGCACCUAAGCCACUCGGUAGUCCCUGCAUUCCAUUUCACUCAAUCCCUCAGUGUGCAGAAGCCGGGUCUGCAAGCUGUCUGGGCUGCCAGUUCUCCAAUGGAAUGGAAUGGAAUGCAGCAUUCACCUAGCAGCUUAAUGGCGCUCAUGCGUAUGCUGCCAUAUUGCUUUCUUUUUCUUUUCCUUCAUUCCAAUUCCACCAGCAGUUGUCCCUCUUAUAUAGUAUCAUAAACUGGAGCACCAUUUAGCCACUCGGUAGACUCUGCAUUCCUUUCAACUCCAUCCCUCAGUGUGCAAAUGCCGGGGUGUGCAGGCUGCCUGGGUUCAAUGGAAUGGAUUGGAAUGCAGCAUUCAUCUAGCUGCUAAACGGUGCUCAUGUUUACGUAGCCUUAUUGCUUUUUGUUUCCCUUCCUGCCACUGUAAUUCCACCAGCAGUCCCUCCCUUCCCAUCUUAAAUAUGGUUUCAUAGACAGAAGCCCCCUUAAGCCACAUGGUAGACCCUUCAUUUCUUUUCUCUCCAUCCCUCAGACUGCAAAAGCCGGGUCUGCAGGCUGCAAGGGACCAAAGAAAUGGAAUGCAGAGUUCACCUAGCAGCCUAAAGGCGCUCAUGUGUAUGCUGCCAUAUUGCCAUCUGUUUCCCUUACCCUCUUUCUCUUGAUUAAAUAUGGCAAAUUGAUCCUGGGAGCAAAUCCGAUUGCCGUUAAGGAGUCAGGAAGGAAUUUUUCCCUCACAAAGGGUUUUUGCCUUCCUCUGGAUCAAAUAGCCCUAUUUAUCCUAUAAUAAUUAUUAAUAAAGCUGUGCGUUUCACAGAUUUAACCAUCA
Molecule: messenger RNA, 4131 nt
Organism: Xenopus laevis (African clawed frog)
Lineage: Eukaryota; Metazoa; Chordata; Amphibia; Anura; Pipidae
Product: serine/threonine-protein kinase N2-like
Exons: 12
Coding region: 1287-2849 (520 amino acids)
Source: RefSeq, a predicted model, not a curated record